Pseudomyrmex gracilis is the source of this 1264-nucleotide messenger RNA. Its product is annotated as stress protein DDR48-like. The record is from RefSeq and is a predicted model, not a curated record. Bases 17 to 1249 code for a protein of 410 amino acids. The transcript has 2 exons. Lineage: Eukaryota; Metazoa; Arthropoda; Insecta; Hymenoptera; Formicidae.
UUUACUAGUGGCUGUGAUGCUCGCCGGCAUAUGCGACGCAUCGCCGACGGGGACAGCACGUAUGACGGUCUCUAAGAUGAGAAUGGCCGAUCUCGAAACCUCCGCCAGCGGAUACGCAUACGAUCAACGAGCGGGCCUUCCGGUCUCAUACGUGCGCUACACCAAUCACGGAAGCGGACGUUACUACCAUGCACCGACGCCGGUGCAUUACGUCGUCGGCAGUUCUGCACCUGUUGCAUCCGCAGUUUCUGAAACUGCGUCGCCGCACGAAUCCGCUCUGCUUGCGACUAGGAGGCACGAAAUUGCGCCAUACGCACUGCGCCAGAUGUCCGCGCGCGACGGACACAUUAAUUAUGGCGCGGACCAAUUAACGAAAUACGCGCGACCGCUUGAGCUGGCCGCUCUCGCACCUUAUUACACACCGAAUGCAUUUGCUUCGAGAGAAACAAAGAAAAAUGUUGACAAGAGAAAUGACAAAGAAGACGGAGACAGUGAGGAUAUUUACGAGAAUAACGACGAUGAUGCCGAUAACAUUGAAGAGGAUAAAGAUAACGUGACUGAAAAUCGUAAAAAGGCACAUUUUAUGGCACCUCAGCCUGCUCACGCUCUCGCGGAUACCGGUCGAAACGUCGAAGUUACAUCCGGACUCGGUGAAAAGUAUCUGACUGCGCAGAACUCCGCGCAUGGAGAAAAAGGCGAUAAAGGCUACAAGAAACAAGUGGAAUUUGACGUGGGUGAACAGAAGCAGUAUGAUAAAGGAGGACAGAAAGAAUCUUACGAUGUCGAGUCUGAGAAGAAAAAAGGACACAGCGGUGUGGCCGGAAAUUAUGGACGCUACGAUGAGACUACGAGGGGUGAGAAAGGUAGCAGCUACGGAGAAACGUCGUAUCACAAAAAGGGAGAAAAAACCAGAGGUUUUCAUAAAGUCUAUCACAAGGAUGAAUAUAAAAAACAAACUGAUUUCUACGACGAGAGCCAUAAGAAAGGUUAUUUCGACAAGCACGCCUCCGCUGACGAACAUCAUACUGCCGCCGAGGGUAAUUUCAAGAAUGGAGAAAAUCAUGAGUCCGGGUUCGAUUAUAAAAAUAUUGGGAAGAAAGGUUUUCGCGACAAAGGGCACGCAGAUAGUCACGAUCAGGCUUAUAACAAAGAAAAAGGUGAAGAUUCUUUUCAUAAGAAUUAUGAAAAUUAUGACUCUAGAGAAGACGCGCUGUCAACAAAGAAGCACGGAUAUGAAAAAGUUAAUUGACAUUACUAAAUACCA